Echinococcus granulosus is the source of this 348-nucleotide messenger RNA. RefSeq lists its product as hypothetical. The transcript has 2 exons. The record is from RefSeq and is a predicted model, not a curated record. Bases 1 to 348 code for a protein of 115 amino acids. Lineage: Eukaryota; Metazoa; Platyhelminthes; Cestoda; Cyclophyllidea; Taeniidae.
AUGAUCAAAAGUGGUAGAUUCUUUGCCCUCACCUCCAAUGUUGCGGCUUCACAAAUGGAACUUUUCAACUACUUCCACGUCGCAAUCACAUCUUGCCAGUUCUACAGACGGGAAUCGAAAAGUAGGAGAGGAGAAAAAGGCAAGGGAGGCAAAGCGGUAGUAGCUACAGCAGCAGUCAGAGGAGAAACCGACAACACUCAGGCCACCAGCGUUGCCACUUACUGUGAUCCCUUUCAGCUACGCAGAUACAUCCUGCGUCUUGUGAACCCCAACAGCUCCAGCAGCGUUCAACGAUUUGCUCUCAGCCAUACGCAGGUCCAGCACUGUGUCCUCCAUGGCAGCAAAUAG